UGUACUUUCUUGCCUGGUUGUUUUCUGUCGCCAUGUCCGGACGCGGAAAGCAGGGCGGCAAAGCCCGCGCCAAGGCCAAGACCCGCUCCUCCCGGGCCGGGCUCCAGUUCCCCGUGGGCCGCGUGCACCGCCUGCUCCGCAAGGGCAACUACGCCGAGCGGGUCGGGGCCGGCGCGCCGGUCUACCUGGCGGCGGUGCUGGAGUACCUGACGGCCGAGAUCCUGGAGCUGGCGGGCAACGCGGCCCGCGACAACAAGAAGACCCGCAUCAUCCCGCGCCACCUGCAGCUGGCCAUCCGCAACGACGAGGAGCUCAACAAGCUGCUGGGCAAGGUCACCAUCGCGCAGGGCGGCGUCCUGCCCAACAUCCAGGCCGUGCUGCUGCCCAAGAAGACCGAGAGCCACCACAAGGCCAAGGGCAAGUAACUACCUGGACUAGUUUGUGGCAACUCGAAUAAAAUCGAGUCCAAACCAAAGGCUCUUUUCAGGGCCACCCACGUCUUCUCUAAAAGAACUUAACAUUUGCUAAUGUUUUAUGUGAAAGAAAAAGGCAUGGUAAAACUUUGGUCAGAAGUUGCUCAUCCUCAUCCUUCUUGAAAACAAUGGAGCGAACACUGCAGAUUCCUAAGGAAGACUGGAGGGAAGGUGGUCAGGGUUCUACCACGUAUGAGAUUCUACCGCGCAGCAGAGUUACCUGAACAGAUACAUUCAGAUCCAUUAGGCCACUACUUAAUUUUAAACUUAGUGUGUGUUCACAGGGCACCAGUGGCUUUGUGAGUUUUUUUUUUUUUUUUUUUUUGAGACGGAGUUUCGCUCUUGUUACCCAGGCUGGAGUGCAAUGGCGCGAUCUCGGCUCACCGCAACCUCCGCCUCCUGGGUUCAGGCAAUUCUCCUGCCUCAGCCUCCUGAGUAGCUGGGAUUACAGGCACGCGCCACCAUGCCCAGCUAAUUUUUUGUAUUUUUUUUUUUUUAGUAGAGACGGGGUUUCACCAUGUUGACCAGUAUGGUCUCGAUCUGUUGACCUCGUGAUCCACCCGCCUCGGCCUCCCAAAGUGCUGGGAUUACAGGCGUGAACCACCUCGCCCGGCCGGCUUUGUGAGUUCUUGAAGCAGUUUGGUUCAAAAGAGUUAUCGCCCUGGCUGGAAUUUAGCAGGCCGCUGCUUCACGCAGGUCAAGGGCGGCAUGAAGGAGCCACCCCGCUGCGUGCCCAGCACGGUGACCCUGCGCGAGGCCCGGCGCUACCAGAACUCCGAGCAAGGUGACUGACGCUCCUGCGAGAGCUCGGCGGUGGCGCCGCUGCAGGAGAGCAAGGCUGCAGAACUUUGUGACAUUCAGAGCCUCGCGUCUUUCCUGAUGGAUAGAUGUCAAGCAUUCUCUUACCCGCCGCACUGCACCUUGCAAAGUAUGCCUUUACAAUGAAGUACAACAUUGGGACGAAAGAUUUCUCAUGUUCAGAAAGGUCUAAAAUCCCAAGUUGCUAGAAGAACUUGACAGGAUAGUUAUUUCUAAUAAACCUUAAAACCCAUCAAAUUUGAGGUAAAGUGUUGGCAUUCAGACUGUUAAAAUGUCUGCCUCACAGAGAGGGGAAAAUACAGGUGACAAUAUGGUUCAUCAAAGGCCUGUUUAUGACCAUCAGACAAGUACAGGGUGUUGGGGGAUUCUGACACAAACUGAGGCCUCCUAGCAAGACUGGCAGCUUUCUGUGGAGGAGGGUUAUUUAGUGUGAUACUGUAAAUAACUUUCGGUGUUGUAUCGAAAUAAGGAAUACCCAUGCCAAGAUUGCACAGUCUUGCCUCCUACCUCUGCUCACUGAACUCUGAUGUAAUCUCAAGAAAAGGACGUAAGUCGUUCUUCUUGUGUAUUGCAGACACUUUCCGCCGUCUGGUAACAUGGAAAAUCUCAGAAUGAUGUUUUCAGUGUAUAAAAUGCCAAACAAAGUUAAAUUACAGUGUUCAAAGUAUUUUUAAAAUUUGAUAGUGAUAAGUGAGCCUGUAUACUUGUGUUGUUAAUAUAGUUGACACAUUUUAUGAUUUGGUGAGGAUAACUGCUGUUACUAAUUAGAUGCCUAUAAAUGUUUCAAGGUAACUCAGCAAUUGUAACGAUAAAUGAAACAUCGAAUGUCUUUUGGAUUACAAAGUAACAGGUAUUGAAAUUUGUGGCCUAAAUUCAUAAGAAAGUGAAAUGUUCACAUUCAGUCAAGGUUAUUUUUUUAAACAUAGAUAUUUUACUGCCCAAACAGACUUCUCCUUCACCACUCCCUAAUUGCUGAUUUUUUUUUUUUUUUUUUUUGAGACGGAGUUUCGCUCUUGUUACCCAGGCUGGAGUGCAAUGGCGCCAUCUCGGCUCACCGCAACCUCCGCCUCCUGGGUUCAGGCAAUUCUCCUGCCUCAGCCUCCUGAGUAGCUGGGAUUACAGGCACGCGCCACCAUGCCCAGCUAAUUUUUUGUAUUUUUAGUAGAGACGGGGUUUCACCGUGUUGACCAAGAUGGUCUCGAUCUCUUGACCUCGUGAUCCACCCGCCUCGGCCUCCCAAAGUGCUGGGAUUACAGGCGUGAGCCACCGCACCCGGCCUAAUUGCUGAAUUUUAUCUUUAGGGGCGUUGUGACAUAUAAGUAUGGGCCUCAGGUUAAAAACCCUUGUCCUAAAAGUUGGUUGACCUACCCCAUUUCUUUUCAGCUCCUUUUCUCUGGAAACCUCCUCUUCCUAUUUGGAAUUUUUUAGCACUUAGCCUGUUGACACCUCACACCCUUGUAUUGUUUCUAUUUCUUGUACUUAAAAUAUAACUACCAAUCCUCGUAUAAAUAUGAUGUUUUGGAACAGAAACAGUGCUGACAAUAUCUCGGAAAGAUAGGUCCUUGAGAGGCCUCCAAAAUAGUAAAAUACUUGGCUUUUUGAUGGAUUUUUAUACUGUGAAACCCCUAAUAAUUUUACUUAUUUUUUAAAAUUUUUCUUUUAUGCAUGUUGCAGGGACAUUUUACUCGUUUUUCAAUUGUUCUGUCUUUAAAGGUCUUUCAACUUAUUUAAAUUAAUAUUUAAUAAAUUUAUCAAAUGUACAGUGGUUGGACACGUGGUAUAUUGCAAGGGUAACCGUUACUGGAAGGGAUCCAAAUCCAGACCCCAAGAGAGGGUUCUUGAGUCCCUCUCAAGAAAGAGUUCGAGGCAAAUCCAUAGACUACUGUGAAACACAGUUUAUUAGAGAAGUAAAAAAAAUUGUUCUUUUUUUCUGUUAUAAGGAUAUUUAUAGUUAUUUCUUGAUUAUAUGCUGAACAAGGGCAGAUUCUUCAUGAGUUUUCCUGGGAAAGAGGUGGGCAAUUCGCCAACUGAGGGUUCCUCCCCUUUUUAGACCGUAUAGGGUAACUUCCGGACUUGCCAUCAAUCUGUACUGUCACGGCACCGGUGGGAGUGUCUUUUAGCAUGCUAAUGUAUUAUAAUUAGCAUCUAAUGAGCAGUGAGGAUGACCAGAGGUCGGUUGCAUCGCCGUCUUAAUUUUGGUAGGUUUCCACCGACUCCUUUACCUCAUGCUUUUAUUAGCAAGGUCUUUGCGAAUCUCAUUCUGUGACUAAAAUGUCCUUAUCUUCUGGGAAUGCAGCCCAGUAGGCCUCAGCCCAUUUUACCCAGCUUCUAUUCAAGAUGGAAACGCCUCUGACAUAAUAAAGUUUGCUGCCAGAUUUGUUUUGUAAUGUGAAAGAAAGUGAGAACUCAGAGUAACUCGAUUUUAACUAAGUUUAUCUUGAUAGUUACCCUGCUAAAAAAGACUGAUAGGCUGGGUGCGGUGGCUAAUGCCCGUAAUCCCAGCACUUUGGGAGGCUGAGGCAGGUCAAUCACCUUGAGGCCAGGAGUUUGAGACCAGCCUGACCAACAUGGAGAAACUCCCCUCUCUACUAAAAAUACAAAAUUAGCCCAGUAUGGUGGCUCAUGCCUGUAAUCCCAGCUACUCAGGAGGCUGAAGCAGGAGAAUCGCUUAAACCUGGGAGGCAGAAGUUGCUGUCAGCCGAGAUCACACCAUUACACUCCAGCCUGGGCAAUGAAAGUGAAACUCUGUCUCAAAAACAAAAAAUAAAAGAGACUGAUUAGCAUCACAUUUUCAAAAAUGUUAUACUGUGUGUGUGUAUGUUUACUAUCAAUUUCAGAACAAAUUUACCUCAAUUUCAGAAACUAAAGAAUCUGACAAACUCUCAAAUAUCCCUUGUAGGGUAGGCAAAAUUUUACCUUUACUCUCUUAAGAGUUUUUAUGGCUUGGCCUGAUAAUUAAACGAACGUAAGAGAGAUUAACAGAAGAAAAGCAUAUAAAGUGAUUUAAUAUAUGUUUUAGGUGGCAGAGGACAUGAGAGCUCUGAUCAUAGAUCUCAAAGAAGUUGCAAAACCUAAGUGUUUAUAUAGUAAGUUGAACAGAGUAAAGUGUGGAAAUGCAACUGUGUAGGGAGGCUAACGGAAAACAGGAAUGAUUUUACUGAGAUCUGCUUGUACAGAAUUCUCUUGGUUUCACCUUCCUGUCCUUGAUGAAAGGUUCUUUUCCUUUUGGUACAGGGAGGACAUCUUCCAAACGGGAAUUUUAAUUCAUGUUUUCAGGAGGUAAAAGGGAAAGGUCAAAGUUUCUUGUAUCUACUCUUUUUUAAAUUGCCUUUAUUUCAAAAUAAUUCUUAUUCCAAAAUGGCAUAUUCUGGGAUAGCAUUGCUAUCCCUGUCACAAACAGCUAUGUGAAAACUGGUGAAAUCAGGUACAGAAGGAGGUUUCUGAUUGGUGAGAAGCUCAAGUAGAGAAAUGUAUUUGUUAACUAAUGUUGGGGAAAUGUAAUUUUUAAAUCUCCCAAAGAAGAGAAAUGAAAUAAUUUUAUUAGUGAAUAAGCAUUAAACCAGAGUGAGUUGCUUAUCACGGGCAAUCUUAUGAAGAGGUUGCAAAAGCAGAAAGAAAUGCUUUUCUAUUAGAUGUAACUACAUUGGGUAGGUUUUGCAAUUUGAAGUCAGGUGAGAGCCAAAAUUUGGACCAUUUCCUGGCUGGAAACUGGGAGACAGAGCACUAUUUUUUUAGUGAGUAACAUAUCAAAGAGAUGGCUCUACAGGCCUUGAGGAAAUACUGAGUUUUAAGGCCUAUUUAGCCAUUAAAAACAAUUACAUACAUUUUAAAAGGACAGAGAAAUUUUGAAAGUGGAGUCUCUUUUCAACAGAUAAUUAAGCCUCUUAUUUUCAAUUUGUAUUUACCCUUAGGUUAACAUAUUCAAUUAACCUAUGCUACCUUACCCUCUUUACAACAUACUGAAUUCAGCUACAGCCAUUUACAGCCAAUCAAAUCAAUUUUGUUUUCCAAAGAUGUAUGGUCUGUUUGUAUUGCAACAUAAAUACAAAAAAUUUUGAAGUAUUUUAAUGAAAUGUUUAUCUUCAUUUUUUUGACAUUUAAGUGUAACACUUUGAAAAUGCUUCAAGCAUUGCUGCAAGUAACUCAUUGAAAUAAAGAGUAGAAAGAAAAUCACUGAAUAACACGAUUACAUGCCAGUGCCAAAAGACGUUAUUACAUUUUCUUGGAGCUUAAGAAAUGGUCUGUACUGUAUUUUUUUAAUCCCAUGUAUGUAAGCCAAAAUAUUUGAAGUAUAUAUGCUUUUAAUGAAAGUUUUCUUAGAAAGAUGAAAGUAUACUCCCUUUCUUGCAUUUGAAUUUUCUAUUUGUUCAUUACUGAAAAUGCUUUUUAUUUUUUACACAGACUCACUCUGUUGCCCAGGCUGGAGUGCAGUGGUGUGAUCUCAGCUCCCCACAACCUCUGCCUCUUCUGUUCAAGUGAUUCUCCUGCCUCAGCUUCCCUCAUCCUCCCGAGUAGCUGGGAUUACAGGUGUGUGCCACCACACCUGGCUAAUUUUUGUAUUUUUUAGUACAAACAGUUUCACCAUGUUGUCCAGGCUGCUCUUCAACUCCUGACCUCAAGUGAUGCCCCCAUCUCGGCCUCCCAAAGUGCAGGGAUUACAGGUGUGAGCCACUGCACUUGGGCAAAAUUAAAGCAAGUUUUAAACAUUUUCUGAUGGAGAGAUUUUGUAUUUUUCAGAUUGGGAGAACUUUAAUAAACAUAUAAAACUAACCGAAGUUGUAAGAGGAUUUCUUGGCUAACUAGAUAACUUGUAAUUUUCAAGAAUAGUGAUAGCAGAAAUUUUUUGAAAAAAAAAAAAAGAAUUAUGAAGUGGGGCCCGGUGCAGUGGCUCACUCCUGUAAUCCUAGCACUUUGGGAGGCUGAGGUGGGCAGAUCACUCGAGGUCAGGAGUUCAAGACCAGCCUGGCCAAAAUGGUGAAACCCUGUCUCUACUAAAAAUACAAAAAAAUUAACUGGACAUGGUGGCAUACACCUGUACUUACAGCUACUCUAGAGGCUGAGGCACGAAAACAGCUUGAACCCGGGAGAAAGAGGUUGCAGUGAUAUUAUAUGCAUUACUGCAGUCCAACCUGGGUGACAGAGACUGUCUUUAAAAAAAAAAAAGGUCAGUAUAGUGGCUAAUGCCUGUAAUCCCAGCACUUUGGGAUGCCAAGGUGGGCAGAUCACCUGAGUUUUCGGGAGUUUGAGACCAGACUGGCCAACAUCAUGAAACCCUGUCUCUACGAAAAACACAAAAAACUUAGCUGGUGUUGUGGUGUUCGCGCCAAGGGCUCAUGACUUGCCCAGUUUGGCUGCUGGACCUGUCUGCAUUUCCUCACCUCGAGGGCUGUGGAGUGAGACAGGGCCGUGAGCUGACUCACUAAAAGCAACAGAAUGCAAAGCAAAGGCCUGCAGUUUAUGAGGACAUUGUGCUGUCUGCUUCCAUGUCCCCCUUCAGUCUCUGUGUAAGCAAUAAACUUGCUGCAAUUGAGAUGCCUAAGAGGGACAAGAGACCUCUGCCCAUAUUUUCCCUGGAGCCAAGCCUUUGUUUUAGCUCCUGGUGAAAAACAGGUUUAACCAGCCACCUUAAGGGCGCCAUUGUAUCUUUGGAAUGUAAAAUCAUUGAAAUGUAAACUACUACCACUAGCCCCCUUAAACUGCUUCCUGAGCAGGAUAUCACAAGCCCCGGAUAUCUAUUUUAUGGAGUUUCUGUUUCCUUUCUGUUUUCCCCUUUGUUUCUUUCUGCUGAGAUGAGGUAAAUGUAAACAAGACAAAAGGUAUAAAAGCUGUAACCCACAAAAAUAAAUUUGCUGCGUUUUGGCCAUAAUCUUCACGCAGCCCUCCAGA
Callithrix jacchus (white-tufted-ear marmoset) is the source of this 7178-nucleotide messenger RNA. RefSeq names its product histone H2A type 1. Gene Ontology annotation, molecular function: DNA binding; structural constituent of chromatin; protein heterodimerization activity. The record is from RefSeq and is a predicted model, not a curated record. NCBI's taxonomy places the organism in Eukaryota, Metazoa, Chordata, Mammalia, Primates, Cebidae. Gene Ontology annotation, cellular component: nucleosome.